AUGCAUUCCCCGCAUGCAACUAGGGGCUCGAGGCUCCCUCGUCGAGCCCUCAAGGAAGAUAACUCAGAGGAAGGCGAGUACGAAAUACAAAUUCAAGAUGGGCAACCUCGGCAACGUGGAGUUGAGAGGAGCCGGUCAAUUGGUAGUCGUCGUGGUGCCCGUACUAGCGGUGGGUCUUCGGUAUCAUCUAACGCCACGUCUAGAAGCAAGUCAGGCGGCAGAAGUCGAAGCAACAGUGUGGGUCGGUUGUCAACGCAUCGACAAAGAAGUCGUGCAUCCAUGGCCUCCCCUUCGAAAUAUGGUCGUGGCUUGAGGCGAGCAGAUUCCAAAGACGCAGAGUUGGAUGUAUCCAGACGAUCCACAACGACCGCUGCCACAGAUGAUCUAUCCGAUGGACCGAGUCCACUUGCGGAAGACGACGAUGAUUCCAAUCAUCACCUACGUCGAAGGCUGACUGAAAUGACAGAUAUGGCUGCUGUUGCAUCACCUUCCCAUUAUCGCCAACGAAAACAGCGUUUGCGCAACAGACUUUCCAAUGAGAAUUUGAACGCUGCGGAUCAGAUUACCAUAUCUCCCUGCGGAUCUGUAGGAUCCAAAAAUACCAAGCAGGCGGAUAAAUCCGCUAUGGAUCAGGUGCCCGAUCUUGCUAAAGAUGCCGAUGAGUUGGAAGGCGAACCAAUUUCCUCGGAAGUGAAAGAGUCCAUCGAUCGCCAACAAAGAAGAGAACAGGCUGCCUUAGAGGAAGUCAUGUCUUUGGUAUCCAAGACCAAGAGAAGCUCCAAGCGUCCGGGAAUGGGUCUGCCAGUGGACGCCUCUGACCGAUCCUUGUUAUCCUCCAGUAGUAGUGGCAUCCCCAAAGAAAUGGGAUCAAAGGCAUCUGGUGAUCGAUCCCUUCGCAGAACUCAGAGCUUGAACGUGGGACCUGGUAGUCGAAAGCCACCAAGUCGUAGGUCUGUCAAAGGGGCCAUGUCGCAGAAGAAAGAGCGUCGCGAUAUGGUGAAGAGUAACCUUGGCAUGUUUGUCGAAGACGAUCACUGA
Cylindrotheca closterium is the source of this 1038-nucleotide messenger RNA. Lineage: Eukaryota; Bacillariophyta; Bacillariophyceae; Bacillariales; Bacillariaceae. The record is from the annotation of a GenBank genome assembly.